AUGGGAUUUGGGCCUCUGUCUUGGGCGAACACUCUGCUGUCGACAACAUGCUUCGCCGCCUUCGCACUGUCUGAACAUCAUAUAGAGCGAGUCAUCGCCCCUCGACAAGGCACCAGCGGAGGUACUCUGGAUCUGUACAUUAUCAAUGAAUGUCAGGACACCAUCUGGCCAGGUCUUGUUACCCAGGGAGGCAGCACCGGUCCUAAUGCUACCGGGUUCAAGCUGGAUCCUGGAAACAACAAAACUGUUCACGUGGGUGCAGAUUGGCAAGGUCGAAUCUGGGGUCGCACGAAUUGCACGUUUCCUAAUGGUCCUGGGAGCAAUGGCGCUUGUAAAACGGGAGAGUGUGGCGCUCUUGACUGCAGACAGGCCGGAAAUCCACCAGCAACCCUCGCAGAAUUCACCAUGGAUGGCGGCCAGGACCAGAGUUUCUACGACAUAAGCUUGGUCGAUGGGUACAAUCUGCCAUUGGCCAUUGUUCUGCUUCCAAAUGGUGUUCAGGCGCUGCAAAAGCUUGAUCCGAGUGGCACGAAUCCCUCAUGUGUCGGGAGCAUUGGUGAUUUCGCAGGAUCGGACUUCAAUCCCUACACGAACAACCAGCAGUUCCUCGGCACAAAUUCGUCUUCCCCUAUCGACUUCGACAACAAAGUCACUGCAGAUACAGUCUCGAAAUGGUGUCCCUGGGAUUGUCAAGUCGACACACCUACCUCCCAAGGUGAUGGCGUCUAUCCUUACCCUGACGGCAACGUCGCCAGGCCUGCAUUUAAUCCAUGUAACUCGGCAUGUCAAAGAUAUCACAGUGACCAAUACUGCUGUACUGGAGCGAACGAGGCGCGUGGAAGCUGUCAACCCAAUUAUUACUCCAAAGCGGCGAAAUCGAUUUGUCCUGAUGCCUAUUCUUUCCCGCAAGACGACCAGUCCAGCACAUUCAUCGUACCAAAAGGCGCCGAAUACCAAGUCAUCUUCUGUCCUGGGGGCAGGAGCACCAACAUCAUCGCGUCCAACAAGAAGUAA
Zasmidium cellare ATCC 36951 is the source of this 1014-nucleotide messenger RNA. RefSeq lists its product as uncharacterized. Bases 1 to 1014 code for a protein of 337 amino acids. Gene Ontology annotation, cellular component: extracellular region. The transcript has a single exon. Gene Ontology annotation, biological process: defense response. NCBI's taxonomy places the organism in Eukaryota, Fungi, Ascomycota, Dothideomycetes, Mycosphaerellales, Mycosphaerellaceae. The record is from RefSeq and is a predicted model, not a curated record.